Molecule: messenger RNA, 2941 nt
Organism: Grammomys surdaster
Lineage: Eukaryota; Metazoa; Chordata; Mammalia; Rodentia; Muridae
Gene: Arpc1b
Product: actin related protein 2/3 complex subunit 1B
Exons: 10
Coding region: 108-1226 (372 amino acids)
Biological process (GO): Arp2/3 complex-mediated actin nucleation
Cellular component (GO): Arp2/3 protein complex; actin cytoskeleton
Molecular function (GO): actin filament binding
Source: RefSeq, a predicted model, not a curated record
CCCACGAGGAAGUAGCUGCGGCGCUGCGCGGGUCUCAGAGCCGGUUCGGCGCGUCGACUGUCCAGAGUCCGCGGCCGAGGAGACCCGAGGUCCGGGAGACAGUGACUAUGGCGUACCACAGCUUCCUGGUGGAACCCAUCAGCUGCCACGCCUGGAACAAGGACCGUACGCAGAUUGCCAUCUGCCCCAACAACCAUGAGGUGCACAUCUAUGAGAAGAGCGGCGCCAAGUGGAACAAGGUGCAUGAGCUCAAGGAGCACAACGGGCAGGUGACAGGCAUCGACUGGGCCCCUGAGAGCAACCGCAUUGUGACCUGCGGCACAGACCGAAAUGCCUACGUGUGGACACUGAAGGGCCGCACGUGGAAGCCCACUCUGGUCAUCCUCCGGAUCAAUCGGGCUGCCCGCUGUGUGCGCUGGGCCCCCAAUGAGAACAAGUUUGCUGUGGGCAGCGGCUCCCGUGUCAUUUCCAUCUGUUAUUUUGAGCAGGAGAAUGACUGGUGGGUGUGCAAACACAUCAAAAAGCCCAUCCGCUCCACUGUUCUCAGCCUGGACUGGCAUCCUAACAACGUGCUCCUGGCUGCAGGCUCCUGUGACUUCAAGUGUAGGAUCUUCUCUGCCUAUAUCAAGGAGGUGGAGGAACGGCCAGCCCCUACACCGUGGGGCUCCAAGAUGCCCUUUGGGGAGCUGAUGUUUGAAUCGAGCAGCAGCUGUGGCUGGGUGCAUGGCGUCUCCUUCUCGGCCAGUGGGAGCCGAGUCGCUUGGGUCAGCCAUGACAGCACUGUGUGCCUGGCAGAUGCUGACAAGAAGAUGGCCGUGGCAACCCUGGCCUCUGAGACCUUACCACUUCUGGCCAUCACCUUCAUCACAGAAAAUAGUCUAGUGGCAGCGGGCCAUGACUGCUUCCCGGUGCUGUUUACCUAUGACAAUGCUUCGGGGACAUUGAGCUUUGGUGGCCGGCUGGAUGUGCCCAAGCAGAGCUCCCAGCGUGGCAUGACAGCCCGAGAGCGCUUCCAGAACCUCGACAAGAAGGCCAGCUCGGAGGGGGGUGCAGCCACAGGGGCCGGCCUGGACUCUCUGCACAAGAACAGCGUCAGUCAAAUCUCGGUGCUGAGCGGGGGCAAGGCCAAGUGCUCACAGUUCUGCACUACAGGCAUGGAUGGCGGCAUGAGCAUCUGGGAUGUGAAGAGCUUGGAGUCAGCCUUGAAGGACCUGAAGAUCAAAUGAGCUGUGAGAAAUGCUGCCCUCAUCUCAACUGCUGGGGAGGAGGGAGAGGGGUUGGGGAGGCUAAGGGCUGCUUUGCUGAAUGCUUCUAGGGUACAGUACAGGUCUACAAAGGGGCUGCUCUCUCUCCAAGGAGGGGAAGAGGCAGGUGGCGAAUUUUCCUGCCUAUUUAACAAAAAUGUGCCUUUUAAAGAAAUGCUUUCAUUUAUUGCAAACCAAAAACAAGACAAAAACCCCAAAGCACAAUGCUGGUCAUGAACAGCUUGAAGAUGUGGGCUAAUAAACAUCCCAAAUGUGGACAGGCCUGCCUGUGUCUGACGUAAGGAAUCUGAUGUAUGGGCCCACUGGAAACAAGACUGACAAGUCCAGGGACCCUCUCUCCCGCCUGGGCUUCAGCUGUCAGGACCAGCCUUGAACCGUCUGUUUCAAGCCACUUGUUAAGUGGUGUGAUUCUGAUACAAAUGGGGUCCACCUUGCUCUGGACCUUAGUGUUAUCAAUCUCUUAUUUCUCCACUACGAUGUAGGCACUGGGUUUUUGGUAAAUGAUCAUUGGUUUCUAUACAAUCCCCUAUUUCUGUUUUAGUCUAAGGCCUUUUGUCUUUGGGUUAGCCUUUACACAGCAUCGUAACUGACAAUUAUUUGACAAUUACCUCAAAGAUUUCCUAGGUGAGAACCAUCCUUCCGUAAGGCAAGUCACCCAACCAGAAGCAUCAAGCCACACGAAGCUCCCAUUACUCUUUACCGCAGCCCUGGCCCCGGAGUGUGAGACAGGCCCUAUGCCUAAGGUCAUCCCAUCCAUGGUCUCCUUACACACACACACACACACACACACACACACACACACACACACACACCCCUACACCUCCAACCCAAGCAAUACACUUUAGUUUGGUGUUAAGAACUUCAGGUAGGAAUCCUGCCAAGUCACCCCCACUCACCAUAUCUCACAACCACCUUUUACUAGUCUGUCCUAGGGCAACAGGGCAUUACUAAAAGCUAUCACCUUCCUCAUUUUAGAGCCAACCUUGAAUCUGGGUAGUUGCAGGGUCUCUCCUGAAGCCAUCAAUUAGGGUCAGGCCCAAAGGCAUGUGGUAGCAGUCACUAGAAAAUGGACUCAAAUGUUAUCUCUAUUUAAGUCAUGCUUGAGUCUCUGGCAGCCAUACCUAUAUUUGACCCCGACAUCUCCAGACCCUCAAGUCCCCUCACCCCCAUCUGAAGCACAAAGGACAAUGUCAUUCAGGUGCGGAAUCCCACUCAGAUGGGGCCAGGACAGGAGCCUUUCAUUGGGCCUGAAUGUACAAGUAACUCAGUGGCUAGCACUAGGCCUGCUCCCUAACUGCUACAACGCUAAGGACCGAGGUGGCAGCUCAGGCUGUAGUGAGCCCUGGGAGCCUUUGGGAACCUUCCUCCAGCAGAAGAUCAGGAUAUAACCAGCAGGCAGGACCCUGGAGGCCCACGGGGGCAACUCAACACCACUCCAGUCUGCUAUAGGUUCAGGGCUGACCCUCAGAAACAUCCUAGGUCUCUAUUAUGUCACUGGCAUCUAGGCCCUGUACCUUACUUUUUGCAAAAGCCUGACAGUGUUUCCCCAGGUAGGUGUGUGCCCUGAACCCUGCUGGUACCUGCCAUCAGCAAAAAUAGGGACAGUGGGCAGAUAAACUGUCAAACACGGAUUUAUGAUAAUGUUGUUUAAUUUGCCAAAUAUACAAGUUGAAUUU